AUGCUCCUAUUAGGCCUUCGUUCCUGCCUGACGCACUGCAGGGCGCCAUCUCUGAGAUUCAUCCACACCGCUGACACCAAGAGCAGCACUCUAUGGAAACACAGCAUACAGAAAAGAUGGAAAAGUACAAUAUCAGACGUGGUUCCUCCCUCCAGAGUGGCUGUGCCAAAUGCCACUGCAAACCGAACAGUAGGCCGGUGGCUGCUUUUGUGUAGCGGCAUGGUAGGGGGCGCUGUGCUCCUAGGCGGAGUCACUAGAUUAACAGAGUCUGGACUGUCAAUGGUCGAUUGGCACCUCAUUAAAGAGAUGAAGCCACCUGCAAAUGACGAAGAGUGGGUGGCAGAGUUUGAAAAAUACCAGCAAUUUCCUGAGUUUAAAAUAUUAAACCGUGACAUGACGCUGAAUGAGUUCAAGUUCAUUUGGUUCAUGGAGUACUCCCACCGUAUGUGGGGGCGAGCGGUGGGCCUGGCGUACAUUCUGCCGGCUCUUUACUUUUGGAGGAAGGGAUGGUUCAGCCGUGCGAUGAAAGGACGGGUUCUCUUCUUGUGUGGAUUUGUCUGCUUCCAGGGUCUCCUGGGAUGGUACAUGGUGAAGAGUGGAUUGGAAGAGAAGCCAGACUCCUAUGAUGUUCCCCGCGUUAGUCAGUACCGGCUGGCCGCACAUUUAGGCUCCGCCUUGGUUUUGUAUUGUGCGAGUCUUUGGACGGGAUUGUCUCUGCUCUUCCCAAGACAAAAGGUAUAUCAAUGUAUUCUCUGUGCUGAGGGAGAAGAGAGGAAAUCUUCCCCCGCUGUGUUUCCCAUCAUGCCCUGGAACCCUGCAUACAUUAUAAAGGUGUUUCUUUCACUCUUCUCAGGGGCCUUUGUGGCUGGUUUGGAUGCUGGCCUUGUUUACAACUCCUUUCCAAAGAUGGCAGACCGCUGGAUUCCAGAUGACCUUCUGGCCUUCACCCAGCCUUCAAGAACAUCUUUGAGAAUCCAACAACUGUACAGUUCAAUCAUCGCAUCCUUGUGA
Molecule: messenger RNA, 1011 nt
Organism: Staurois parvus
Lineage: Eukaryota; Metazoa; Chordata; Amphibia; Anura; Ranidae
Source: the annotation of a GenBank genome assembly